Alosa sapidissima (American shad) is the source of this 6481-nucleotide messenger RNA. RefSeq names its product cell surface glycoprotein 1 (gene tent5d). Gene Ontology annotation, molecular function: RNA binding; poly(A) RNA polymerase activity. The coding region runs from base 195 to 3506 and encodes 1103 amino acids. The transcript has 3 exons. Lineage: Eukaryota; Metazoa; Chordata; Actinopteri; Clupeiformes; Clupeidae. The record is from RefSeq and is a predicted model, not a curated record. Gene Ontology annotation, biological process: mRNA stabilization.
CAGAGUUUCGUUUCAGAACCACGCACAGCCUGGACAGCGACCGUGCAACGAGCACAGCUCCUCUACGAUACAAGAGCGAAUGAGCCCUGACAGAAAGACCCGCUGACCCAAACGCCGAACGGAUAUAACGUGCUGGAGAUCGGCACUGAGUGCAACUGCGUGUCGCUUUUAGCGAACAGUCUUUUUGAGACACAAUGACAGACUCGAGGAGUGACCAGCGUCGGUUCCACAACCUCACCCAGGAACAGCUGGAGACACUGGACCAGGUACUGACUGAAGUCAUCCCAAUCCAUGGCCGAGGCAAUUUCCCCACGCUAGAGGUCAGGCCGAAGGACAUUAUCCAUGUGGUGCGCGACAAGCUGGUCGCCAAGGAGAUAAAGGUGCGCGAUGUGCGCCUGAACGGCUCGACGGCCAGCCAUGUUCUGGUGAAGGAGAACGGCACCAGCUACAAGGACCUGGACAUCAUCUUUGGUGUGGAGCUGCCCAAGCAGGAGGACUUUCAGAUCAUCAAGGAAGUGGUGCUGAGCUGCCUGCUGGACUUCCUGCCGCAGGGCGUCAACAAGGACAAGAUCACUGCGCUGACCAUGAAGGAGGCGUAUGUCCAGAAGAUGGUCAAGGUGUUCACCGAGCACGACCGCUGGAGCCUCAUCUCGCUGUCCAACAACAGCGGCAAGAACGUGGAGCUCAAGUUCGUCAACUCGCUGCGCCGGCAGUUUGAGUUCAGCGUUGACUCGUUCCAGAUCAUUCUGGACCGCAUGCUGGAGUCCUACCUGGAGGCCGAGCGGAGGCAGGCGGCCGAGGCUCAGAGGGCAGGCGCCAUCGCCGGGGCCGCUGUGGCCGGGGCAACUGUCGCCGGGGCAACUGUCGCCGGGGCCCCCAUGGCCCCCCCAACCACACCACCAACCCAGAGUGAAGCCCCUCCUGCCCACACACAACCCACAGAGGCUGAGUUACCCCCUCCAGCCACCGCAGACACAGACACAAACCCAGAGCCUCAACAGGGAAUGGAAACGGCUGCAGCUGCAGAGCCAGAGGCCAUGCUGGAGGUGGUGGAGAACGGGGUGAGCGAUAGCGCCAGCCUCUCGGAGAACGAGCCCAUGCAGGAGGACGGAGCCUCAACCGUGGCCACGCAGGCGAGCAUGGAAUCGCCCGAGGCUGCAGCCCGCCAUGAGAAGCAAGAGGAGGAGAAAGAGGAGGAGGAGGAGGAGGAAGAGGACGCUCAGCCGCAGCAGCGGCAAGCUGAGACAGCGAGCUCAGAGGAGCAGCCCGGGUCAAGUCAAACUGAGGCGGUCCCCAUGGACGAGACUCGCGGGGAACUCUCCGACAACAACAAACAAAGCCCUGACACGCAAGACAGGCCAGAGAUUGCCACCGCUGAGAAAGACAUAGAUAAAGCCAGCAGGGCAGCUACAAAGGAAAAGGAGGAGGAGGAGGAGGAGGAGGAGGAGAAGAAGAAGAGGAGGGAGCCAGAGGCUCCAGUGUUUCUCGCGCAGAUAAAGGCAGAGGCCAGCGAUCACGAAGAGUGGCUGUCAGAAACUGAGGCGGCUGACGUUGCCGAAGACCAGGUUCCCAAGUCAGAGGUGAAGUCCGAGCCAAUGGACGUGGUGGAGGAGGCCAGCGCGAAGGCCGUCGGGGACGUGUGCGUGGCCUCUCUGGCAUCCCCAGUGUCCUCGCCGUCCCCCUGUCCCUUCCUCACGCAGGCGACGCCAGACUCGUACCUGGAGUACCCACUGCCGCCCCCCGCCAAGAAGAACACCCGCAGCUCCCAGAUGGUCAUUCUGAAGCACUCAUCACCCAAGCCGCCCCGGAAGAUGUCCAAGAAAGUGGCGCCGCAGAAGGCAAGCACAAGCGAGAAGCCGGCCACCAGCCCAUUGACUCCGCUACAGGCGUCUGCCGCCGGCCCAUGUAAGCUCUUGUGCCCCCCCAAAAUAGACCCCACGGAGUGUGUGCCUAUGCAAGUGGAGUUGGCUGGUGCACCGACCAGCUGUUCUGAGUCCCCUUCCUGUGCCUCGACAGCGAGCGAGGCACCUCGCCUCCCCGCGUCCGACCUGCCCACCCCUGCCCUGCCCGCUGCUGUUCCCUCAGAGAGCCGUUCGGCGCCCGAGGAGGAGAAGACGCGUCUGCCCAGCCAGCCUUGUGAAUCAUUAUCACCCGACGCAAACCCACACACACACACACAAACGCACGACGCCAGCGCUCACUCGCAGACGCACGUGCAAACACACGAGCGCGAACAAACGCACACGCCGGCUGGCCGACAGUCGCCCAGCCUUCACAGGGACCAGAACACACAGACCGAGCCGCUGCCGUUGCCUCUGGAAGUGCUUCUGCUGCAGGACGUGCCCAGGCCCAUCAUUCAGGUAAACUCACAGCCUUUUGUCCAGGUGGACGUACCUAGCCCUUCUUCCCCCAGCCGCGAACCUCUACCUGUCCAGGUACUACAGUCUGCUCCUCUGCAGGAGCCUAAGAUGCAGCCUGAAGCCCUGUCAGGGUCUCUAUCUCAGCAGACUAAUAAUGUGCCCGUUGCCACAGUCGCCACAGGUGCGCAUCCGACACCUGCCAUGUCUGAGCCUCACAUAUCAGGUCCACCUGAGGUGUCGGACUCUCCACACACAGAGCCUAAGCCAGCGGAAACGCCUUCGGAAGUUUCGCACAUUGGCUACGCACAGCAGCACGCCGACACACCUCAGCCAAAUCCCCCACAAUGCAUCUGUGAAGUCGCCGAGUUGCCCAUGCCAUCAGUUAGCCCCACAGCCACAAUGCCUCUACUGGUGGCAGAGAUGCCAGCAGAGACUCCUGUCAGUUCUAUGUGGUGCCCACCUGGCCCUAUCGCACGGUUAACAGAAGUCCCACUUCCCACAUCAUCUACUCCUGCUCAUCCUCCUCCUCCACCACCUCCUGCUCCACCCUCACCGCCUACUCGCGAGGUGCUGAAUGUGACAGUGGUGGCGGAGAGCAUGUACGGCGACUUCGAGCAGGCCAUGGACCACCUGCGCUACCGGCUGAUCGCCACACGCAACCCCGAGGAGAUCCGCGGCGGCGGCCUGCUCAAGUACAGCAAUCUGCUGGUGCGCGAGUUCAAGCCGGCCAGCGAGACGGAGAUCAAGACCCUCGAACGUUACAUGUGCUCGCGCUUCUUCAUCGACUUCCCCGACGUCAACGAGCAGCAGCGCAAGAUCGAGUCCUACCUGCGCAACCACUUCAUCGGUGAGGAGAAGAGCAAGUACGACUACCUGAUGACGCUGCGUCGCGUCGUUGACGAGAGCACCGUGUGUCUGAUGGGCCACGAGCGGCGACAGACGCUCAACAUGAUCACCAUCUUGGCCCUCAAGGUCCUCGGCGAGCAGAACAUCAUCCCCAACACCAACAACGUCACAUGCUUCUACCAGCCCGCACCCUAUAUGGCCGACCACAACUUCAGCAACUACUACAUCGCCAAUGGACAGUCACCCGUCAUAUAUCACCCUUACCCGUUGCACAUACACAUGCAGACUGGACUGGUCUAGUACGGGGCUUGGGUUGGCCAGCUGAGGGGCCUGGCCAAGAGAGGAAGCAGAGAUGUGAUUUACAACCCCAAACGAUCUGCGUCUUCAAACCAAAACACACAAAAAACGGCCACCACUUUUCCUUCAAAAAUCUUUGAGAGCCAGUCCCAGCACUUGACUUAGAACAGAGUCCACUUGAGUGCUAGAAUCUAUCAACUUAUUUGAAAAAAGAAAACCAUCAGAGGAAUUGGGUGAAACAAAUGGACAAACAAUUGUCACAUUUCUGGGGUUAAGUGUUUGUCCUUGCUGUGCUAUGUAGCACAUCAACAAACUGAGGGAGGCAAAUCCACACCUAGUAAUUGGUUGUGUGGGGUGUUUUUUAUCUGAUGAUGAGAGGGACCUGGUGAUCAGUGGAAAUUGAACAUCAUAUGAAGCGUCAGAUUCCAAUCGAAUGAAAUGCGAGCUGACGUCCACAGUGUCUUGGGAGGACGCCUGCAGUUAGACGCAACCCCCCGCUGCUCUGAAUGCGAGAUUCUCUCAAGCCAGGGUCUGGAAAAGGGCAAGCGAGUGAAAGUGAUAAGGGAGAAUGACUCCAGGAGAGAUGGAGAAAGUCACUGUGAACAUGAGAGAUGGGUAGAUAGACAGACCGGCAGAGAGAAUAUGAGAGAGAGAGAGAGAGAGAGAUGCCUUCUUUACUCUCCAGGGACUCUGUAAGAGCAGUAUAGGCAGAUGAGUGAAUUGACAGCGGCCAUUGUUCCUAGUUACUAAGAGGGCCUGCUGAGGGAGUAAGGGAAGGGAGGCCUUUCUGUGAGCCUCCAGCUCUUUCCUAAAUAUCACUGCGGUUAUCAACAUACACAGGCUAGAUUUUAAAAAAUAUAUAAAUAAAGCCAACUGACACAGAUGGGAAAAAAUGGCAUUGUUGUUCUCAGCCGGCUGCACAAUGCUAUCAUUCCUGUAGUAUUAGCUGUCAGAUCGUGGGGUUGGGCUGACUGCCAACAAUCAGGUUAAUAACAGACCACAAGAUGCAGGCGACAACAUAGCCUCAUCAACACCGGUGUAUGAGGUAAACAAACAAACAAACAAACAAAGCCUGUGGCUGCAUAAGAAUAGUAACACCUACAUUUAUGCCGAACCAGCUGACUUUGUCUCUACUAAAUAAGCAUUAACAGACACACACACGUACACACACACACACACAUUACAUCAACAUGCAUAUGUUAACGUAUAGUGUUGAUUUAGGUGAUAGCCGCUAUUUUAGAAUCUGUGAAUAUGACUGUCGGAGUGUAAUCAUUUGGCUGUCACAAAAGAGUUGGGAUGAGUUGUUUUCAUUGCAAAAACACCCCCCCUCCUAUUCUCCUCUCCUCUUCUCCCCCUCCUUCUCCUCUCCCUCUCUCUCUCUCCCUCCCUCUCUCCUCCUCCUCCUCCUCCUCUUCCUCCUCUCGGUUCAGAGCUGAAGUGAGUCAUGACUCAUGCCUCAGCCCCAUAUUCUGUCUUUCUGGGAGGGUGAUUGAUUGCGGUUCUGGGCCGCAGUCGGAUUGGGACUGAGGGGAAAAAUGUCAGAACUUCUUCCAUGAUGUGAGUCUCAUUUUAAAAAAAAAAAAAAACGACACACACACACACAAAAGAAGAUACUGAAACAAAUUCUGAUGUUUUAUCAGUGCUUUGUCACAAUUUAUGUGUCCAGAAUGUGAAAACUCUCGUGUUGGAUUUGUGUGUAGAGUUUUUAGAGAUUGACCUGCGUGUUCCUACUGCCAGUUGAUGAUUUCUUUAUUUUUUUAGUCUGAAUUAUCUCACUCUUAAGGACUUGACUUGAGUCAGACAGUGUCUGACGAUGUUGUACCAGAACAUGCCGAAUGUGUAAAUCGGUUUAUAAAAAAAAAAAUAUUGAGGGAUGUGAGAAUCAACACAAAAGAGGAAGUGUGUAGGUGUCUAUUGUGUGUCUUUGAUGCACAGAGUGAAGUUUCUAUUAAUGCAGAAAAAAACUAUUACCCCAGUGGAAGUUUGUAUCAUUGUCAGGUGCAUGUUCAGCCUCAAAGGACAUCUUAUGUCAGAGUCGAAUAUUUAAGACACUACAGCAGGUCUAGCCUGACAAACUAGGCCUGAAGGAGAAACAAAAGAAAUCUACGCUAACAGAGAUGUCCCAGGUGCAGAGACUUUUUUAUACAUUGGUAGACAAAAAGGAGAAACAAUAUAUCUCUAUAUUUUUGCAAGACGUCAUAUAGAAAGAGAUUGUGCCAAACAUACACAAACAACACACACAUGCACACAGACACAGACACACACACACACUCUUACACAUAAACGUUAUUGUAACUGUUUUAUGGAAUAUAAAUGUUGAAUGACAAACACAAAUCUGCUGUGUGAUAGAUCUUUACAGGGAACUUCUUUGAAAUGUUACUGUUAACACUGUUGGCUGUAAGUUGUGGAUUUCCUUUUGAGUGUGAAGUCCUGGCUAUGACUUUCGUGAAGUAUUACCUAGCUUUACUGUGCUUCAACAACCUCUAGAUCCUAUUACUGUUUCUCCUUUUGAUGUACUUGUCUACUGUUUUCUAAUAUGGUUGGCCUUAUUGCCAAAAAUAUGUCAUUGAGCAACACUGUGGCUAGGUUUAGGGGGUAGACUUACAGGAAUGAAUCAUCUAUAUCCAACCAAGAACCAGUUAUCACACAACGAGGAGUAUUUCACAGGAGUGAUUAUUAUCCAGUGUGUAUAUAUAGAAAUAAAACAAACAAAAAAACAGUACAACCAAAGAUGGGUUUUGUAGGGAAAACUCAAGUGCCUCAAGGAAGGAAAUGAAGUGCGUCUGUAACCAGCCAAUGGGAUCGCAGCAGCAGCCGUCCCCGUGGCGGCGAAGUGCUGUUUCGUUUUUUUUCCAGGUGUUCCAUUCUCUCGUUAGCCCUUCCCCUGUGCUGCUCGUGCUGAUGUCAGCCAUGGUCAUUAAUGAUGGCUUGUAAUAUGUAUGUUUAAUAAUAAAAAACAGAAAACUAUAUCUACUUCA